AUGUCAAAAAUAUUCGAUAAAUCUCGUGCACGAGGUGGUUUGGAUGAAAUAGUUACAGUACAUUCAGCGGAAUAUACACCUGAAGAAUCCAUUUCCAAAUUAGGAGGCGAGAACCACCUUGCUCUGCAUGAGGGUCAUCAACUCAGAAGAGAUCUUAAACCACGUGUGAUCAGUAUGAUAUCCAUUGGAGGAGCCUUGGGAACAGGAUUGCUUAUUGCUGUCACAACAGCUCUUGCAAAUGCCGGACCUGCAAGCGUUUUGAUAUCAUAUUCUAUUGUUGGAGCCAUGGUUUACUUCGUCAUGUGUGCUUUGGGAGAAAUGGCUUCUUUCAUUCCAUUGCCGGAGGGAUUUGCUGGCUAUGCCAAAAGAUAUUGUGAUCCUGCACUUGGAUUUGCAGUUGGUAUAGCUUAUUUAUGCAAAUACUUAAUUGUUGCACCAAACCAGUUGGUUGCUGGUGCCCUUGUCAUGCAGUACUGGGUCUCCGCCGAUAGAGUUAAUCCAGGUGUGUGGGUUGCUAUUAUUCUUGCCGUGGUUCUUUUCAUUAAUUAUUUUGGUGUUAAAUUUUUCGGUGAGUUUGAAUUUUGGCUUUCAUCACUUAAGGUUAUAACCAUGAUAGGCUUAAUUAUUCUCUUGUUUGUUAUUAUGUUAGGAGGGGGACCUACCCAUGAUAGAAUAGGCUUUAGGUAUUGGAGUAAUCCUGGGGCAUUUGCACCCUACGAAGGUGUUCAGCCUACAGGUUUAGCGAAAUUCGUUGCAUUUUUCUCUGUUAUGGUUACUGCAGUUUUUGCAUAUUUGGGAACAGAGUUGGUUGGUGUUACGUUUGGCGAAGCAAAAAAUGCAAGGUAUUCUAUUAAGAAGGCUAUUAAACUUACCCUUAUCAGGAUCAUAUUCUUUUAUGUAUGUUCCGUUCUUUUGCUUGGUUGUUGUGUUGCCUACAAUGAUCCAUCAUUGAUUGCUGCAAAGAAGGCCAAAGUUUCUACUGCAGCUGCCUCAGCAUUUGUGGUUGCAAUAAAUAAUGCUAAAAUUAAAGGAUUGCCUCAACUUCUAAAUGCUUGCAUUCUUUUAUUCAUAUUUUCUGCGACGAACUCGGAUGUUUAUACUGCAACCAGAAAUGUUUAUGCUCUUUCAGCUAGUGGCAUGUUUCCAUCAUUUUUUUCUAAGACCAAUAAACGUGGAGUUCCAAUUUAUGCACUAAUAUUUGCCGGAAUGUUCUGUCUCUUGGCUUUCAUGGUUUGCUCUAGUUCCUCGCAGAAAAUUUUCAAUUAUUUUGUGAACGUUGUUUCCAUUUUUGGCUUGUUGACUUGGAUAUCAAUUCUUGUGACGUAUCUUUAUUUUCUUCGGGCAGUAAAAGCGCAGGGCUACGACAGGAAAAAAGAUUUUGUUUACACGGCACCAUUCCAACCAUGGGGAACAUACAUCACGUUAGGAGCAUGCUGCUUCGUGGCAUUAAUAAAAAACUUUACUGUGUUUAUUGGCGACUUUGAUUACAAAACGUUCAUCACAGGUUAUAUUGGAAUUCCUGUCUUUUUGUUUGCAUUAUUUGGCUACAAAAUAUUUUAUAAAACAAAAACUGUCAAUCCAUAUGAGGCGGACUUGAUUACCUAUAAGGCUCAGGCCGAUGAGGAUCAGGAAGAAUAUGAAAACAAACUGGCAGAGAAGGUUGCUAGAAGGAAGGAGCUUGGUAAGGGAAAAGAUAUGGAAUGGUGGUAUGAUCACACUCUAGGCUGGUUCUUCUGA
Molecule: messenger RNA, 1737 nt
Organism: Brettanomyces bruxellensis
Lineage: Eukaryota; Fungi; Ascomycota; Pichiomycetes; Pichiales; Pichiaceae
Exons: 1
Coding region: 1-1737 (578 amino acids)
Biological process (GO): amino acid transmembrane transport
Cellular component (GO): membrane
Molecular function (GO): amino acid transmembrane transporter activity
Source: RefSeq, a predicted model, not a curated record